Messenger RNA from Sparassis crispa, 318 nucleotides. RefSeq lists its product as hypothetical. The record is from RefSeq and is a predicted model, not a curated record. Bases 1 to 318 code for a protein of 105 amino acids. NCBI's taxonomy places the organism in Eukaryota, Fungi, Basidiomycota, Agaricomycetes, Polyporales, Sparassidaceae. The transcript has a single exon.
AUGAAGCCUGCCCUGGCCCAUAUACUUUCAACGCAAUGGAAGUAUCAUGACAGGAUUCAUGAGAAGAUUGCGCACUGCCUCUACCAGACCUCACAACUCGCAGGAUUCUCAGGGAAGGUGGUGUGCGGUCGCCGCAUUGGACGUGAAACUGGUCUGACCCUUGGUAUACCCCUACCGUCCUGGGCGUGCUAUAGUAAUGGCAACGUGUAUCCUGAAGAUGAAGAAGAAGACGAUGGCUCUCAUGGCAUUCCGGGGUUGAGUUCCGAGCUGGAGGCGAUACAUCUUGUUGACUUUUUUGACGAUCUAGGCAGACAGUAG